AUGGCCCCAAAGGUGGAGCUCUGCGAGCAGCAUGAAGAAGCGAAGUCCUGCAAAAUGGCCUCCGCCACAUGUGCUCAAAAUGUAGAGAAGCCUGAUGUCAUGGCCAAGCUGAAUGACCUAUUCACUAAGUUUUGGAGGAAAAUAGCAUCCAGGGAGCAGCAAGCUACGGUACACAAACCUGUUAAACACAUACCCACAGUGUUGCCGCCACACUCCCAACACAGGCGCACACUUCCUCAAACAAACAGAGCCCAAAAAUGUUGCCGUAGACGACAAGGCUCCCCAUGGUCCUGCAAUCCCACGCAACUGACCCUACGGAUGGCGGCGCUCCACCGCAACAAGCACCCUGUAAAAUCCAGCCUGCAAGCAAG
Pelobates cultripes (western spadefoot toad) is the source of this 371-nucleotide messenger RNA. NCBI's taxonomy places the organism in Eukaryota, Metazoa, Chordata, Amphibia, Anura, Pelobatidae. The record is from the annotation of a GenBank genome assembly.